AGUCUCUCCCUCUCCCUCUCCCUGUCGCUUUGUCUUUUUGUCUGUGUAGCUUUAGCCUGCCUGCAGUGGAUUGUCAGACUGUGAGAGGGAGCUAACUCCACUCUGAGAGCAGCAGCAGGAGGAGGAGCCUUUGCUUUUUCUCCACUUCGACUGUCAGGAUCUUUAUUUUCACGAGAUUUUAAAAAUGGAAGCUGUGGACCGGACGCUAAAUUACUAUUUUGUAUCAUGGUUUGGACCAAGAGAUUCCAGAGUUGAAGGUUUUUUCCUUCUAGAUAAGUAUCUUCCUACUUUUAUACUUAGUCUCCUGUACCUCUUUGUGGUCUGGGCUGGACCGAAGUACAUGCAGAACAAAGCACCUCUAUCUUCUAGGGGAAUACUAGUGGUCUAUAACAUUGGAUUAACGCUCCUUUCCUUAUAUAUGUUUUGUGAGUUGCUCAGAGGUGUUUGGGAUGGAGGAUACAGUAUUUACUGUCAGAACACACACAAUGCUGGUGAAGCUGACCUGAAGAUUAUCCGUGUGCUAUGGUGGUACUACUUCUCUAAAGUCAUAGAGUUCAUGGACACAUUUUUCUUCAUUUUACGAAAGAACUACCAUCAGAUCACUGUUCUGCAUGUCUAUCACCACGCCACCAUGUUCAACAUCUGGUGGUUUGUUAUGAACUGGGUGCCCUGUGGUCACUCUUUCUUUGGGGCCACUCUCAAUAGUUUCAUUCACGUUCUGAUGUAUUCCUAUUAUGGUCUUUCUGCUAUCCCAGCCAUGCGACCUUAUCUUUGGUGGAAAAAAUACAUUACUCAAGGACAAUUGCUCCAGUUUGUUCUAACGAUAAUUCAGACCAGUUUCGGUGUAGUCUGGCCGUGUGGAUUUCCAAGUGGCUGGCUGUACUUCCAGAUUGGCUACAUGAUCUCUCUGAUUAUACUCUUCACUAAUUUCUAUAUUCAGACCUACAAGAAAAAGAGUGCUUUCAAAAGCAAAGACUGUCUAAAUGGUUCUACAAUAGCUGCGAAUGGACACACAAAUGGCCUUUCUACACAGAUGGAUCAUUAUUCAGAAAAGAAAACUCACUAAGAUCGAUCCCUGGGCUAGAACCGCGUUUUGUCAGCACACUAAGAGUUUUGUGAUGUCUUGAGGCAAUUUCAAAAGUUACCAAUGUGUUAACUAUAUCCAGUCUGCAUUAUAUAGCCAUAUAGGGUAGGGAUUUGGAACUGAAUAUUGUUGUGAUCAAUAGAAAAAUGAAUUUAGAGAAACUUCCAUUUGUGAAAGUGUACCUAAGUGAUAGAAAGGUAUGGAAAAUAAUAUCAGCCCUAUAUAGUUUCAAAAAUGAUAGGAUAUUUCCUACACUAGAGCAAUGGACCCCAGUGUGAAUCAGGUAAAAUGUGGUCGAUUUUAGUUUACAACACUGUUGUUGCCUUACUGCGUUUUGUGUGUUAGGUACUGUCUUGUAUUUACUUUAAUCUUAAACCAUAUUUAUAUGUUUCAACUGAAAUGUAAUUUGGCACAGGGUGUUGACCCACAUGCCUUAGUUUUAGCUAAAGUUGCAAUGCUGCAUAAUUAUUAUGUUUUAAAUGUUUCGAUAAUCCAUACCUCUUUGUUGACUAUAAAUAAUUGACUUGCUUGUUUUAACAACAUAAGGUGUGUUGAGUUGCUGCCACAGUGUAGGAGCAGAUAACUGAGUACUGCAUAGGUAUGUUUUACACAGUCAAAUUCUCUUAAGUGCAAAUGACUAUCCAACAAUGGACAACUGCUGAGCAUAUCCAGCUUAUGCAUCCAGUUCGACUGAAUGGUCGACAAUUGAGUGAAAGUCUACUCUUGUCACUGUUGCUCCUGGACCAAGUUCCAAGUUAACAGCCCUUCAUCAUGUACGCCUUGUUACUGGCCUAAAAUUCCAGUCGUUCUUCUCAGGUAUUUCCACAAUUGUUUGUUCAUUGUGACAGUUUGCACUGGUAGUGCAGAAUUAAGGCUGUAGUUUAUUAGCUCCCGAGACCUUCCGCUUUUGUGUAAAUGCUGAAAGCCUUGUGUGCUGCUGAGAUCUUUUUUUUUAAAAAAGUUGGAAAUGCAGAGUAAGUCUGAUAAAGAUCUGAGAGAGAAAAAUCUGUUUUUGUUUCAGUUGCUGACUGAGCUACUUUGUAUCCUUAAGAUUUGCUACUUUUAUUUCAGAUUUCCGGCAUUCUUUUUCGUAAACAAAAACCAUUCUGUGCUGUUGACCUAAGCUGAGACACACUUUUAUUUCAAGGGUACACUCCUAUUUUGAAGGGUUGGCUGUUUGGCUAAAGCCUAUUUGUGGCACAUCAUGCAAAAAUAAAGGUUAUGAAGUAACUGAAUUAUAUUGUUAUACUUACCUGUGUCUUGUGAAUGAGGUGAAUUAACUGUCGGGACUGUACCUUAAUUGCUGUGGCCAGGUUGUGUGAUGUACAUGUGGUCAUGGUCUCAUUACAUCCAAAAUGCAAAACAUUUCUGUGUGUAUACUGAUGUUUGUGUGGCGUAUUGUUGUGUAGGUGCAGCAGCACUGUUAGGUUAUGAGGAAUUUGAGACCCUAGAAGUAAAUGUGACAUUUUUCACUCAGUACAUGUUCAAAAUAUUUGAUGGGGUAUAGUCCUUCAGCCUUCUUGUGAUGGGUGAACUUGUAUUGAUAGGUAAAUAGAGAGUUUUCACUCUAUGAGAAUGUCUUGAUUGUCUCUUGAUUCUGGGGCAGCACAUUAUGUCUUUAAUCAGGCAGUAAAUGCCAUGGAUGAGUAGCUAAAAGAAGUGCAAAGAUUCCAUAUCUUCCAGAGGUGCACUGAAAAGCCUGCUGUAAUUGAAACAGAUUUAAGCCGUAGUACACACUGGAAAGUUGAUUUUUUUUUCUGUCUAAAUAAUUUUAUUUUAAAGUUGCAGUGAAUAUCACUAUUUAUUAAAAUGAACUAAUGUUUCUGAGGUAUCAAAUUAUUUAAAGUAUAACAUUUAUGCAGCAGUGUCACUUUAAAUAACUUUUGCAGUUACACAUAUGCCUUAAAAAUAAAUUGCAGGGUCCAAGGUUUUGCUGCAGGCUUACCCAAUGGUUUAAGUGAGGUCUGUGCAAAAACAAAGUUCAUGCAGUUUCUAAUUUACAUUAAUCAGCAGUAUGAUGACUCUAAUUCUCUUACCCAUAUUUGAAUUAAAUGUUCAUUAAUAACCAGUAGGUCUCAAAUGCUUCAAUGUUACAUUAACAGAUUUUGUGAUAUACUCUCAAACAAACCAUAUAUUGGUCUUUAUUACUAAUGAGUCAGUGUCAUAGCUAAUGAAAUAUUAUCCCUAAAUAUUAAAAAAAACCUGAUCCCUUUAAUUGGAUGUCUUAUUUUUGGUGUUAUAUACUGAGUGAGUCUUUGGUCAUGGUGAUUCUAUUUAUGAACAUUUCAGUAAAAUUGCCAUGCUUUGUAUAGCCCAUACAGGGGAUAUAAUGUGAAGCAACUUCCUUUCCCAUCCUACCCGGAACAGAGUUUGCACACUUUACCUGUAAGUUCUGGGCUCGUAAGCAUUAGCUGAAGCUAAGGCGGAAGUUACAGCUGUCAGUCAUUAUCCAAAGUGUAGCAGACAAUUUCAGACUUUU
Messenger RNA from Chiloscyllium plagiosum (whitespotted bambooshark), 3563 nucleotides. It is a transcript of the gene elovl5, whose product is annotated as ELOVL fatty acid elongase 5. NCBI's taxonomy places the organism in Eukaryota, Metazoa, Chordata, Chondrichthyes, Orectolobiformes, Hemiscylliidae. Gene Ontology annotation, molecular function: fatty acid elongase activity. The record is from RefSeq and is a predicted model, not a curated record. Gene Ontology annotation, biological process: fatty acid elongation, saturated fatty acid; fatty acid elongation, monounsaturated fatty acid; very long-chain fatty acid biosynthetic process. Gene Ontology annotation, cellular component: endoplasmic reticulum membrane.